AUGUCUAUAAUCCUGAACCCCUUUCAGCUGCUGGAGAUCAAUGUCAUCUCCGCCCAAGACCUCGCCCCUGUCUGCCGCUCCAUGCGCACCUACGCCGUCGCCUGGGUCCACCCCAACCGCCGCCUCUCCACCCGCGUCGACACCCACGGCCACUGCAACCCCACCUGGAACGACAAGUUUGUCUUCCGCGUCGACGACCAGUUCCUCCUCGCCGACACCUCCGCCGUCAUGAUCCAAAUCUACGCCCAACACUGGUUCCGCGACGUCCACGUUGGCACCGUCCGCGUCCUCGUGGGCAACCUCGUCUCCCUCUCGCCGUCCCGCCCUCAUCAGCCCCACCACCAGCAGCCUCCCUCCCACGUCGGCAUGCGCUUCGUCGCUCUCCAGGUCCGCCGCCCGUCCGGCCGUCCCCAGGGCAUCCUCAACAUCGGCGUCGCCCUCCUCGACAGCUCCAUGCGCAGCGUGCCCCUCUACACCCAACUAUCCUCCGCCGUUGGAUACCGCGAUCUCAUGGGCGAAGACGACCCACAAACCCACAAUCACGGGACUCUUCACCACCAUCGCCAGAACAACAGCAACACCAACGUCAACGGUGACGGUAAUGCUGAUCCAACUCUUUAUGCUGGGCCGCAGCUCAGACGAACACGUAGCGAACGCAGCGAGCGCGUUUCCGAUGUUGAGUUCCAGAGGCAAGGUUCCAUAAUCAACGGCUCGGAUGCUGUGAAGGGCGGCAAAGCGAGUUCGAUGAUCAACGGCUCAGAAGUGGGGAAGGCGAAGAGAGGCAAAGCCAGCUCGUUGGUCAGCGGCUCAGAAGCGGGAAAGGUGAAAACUCGAAAGGCAGGUUCGAUAAUCAACGGCUCAGAUAUCAUGGACACACCAGGAGAGAAGAAAAGUGGAAAGGCCAGUUCCAUAAUCAACGGCUCAGAAGUCAAGGGCGGAUCAAAAGAGCAUAUAAGUAAAAAGGCCGCUGGUUCAGUCAUCAACGGCUCUGAUAUGGGUGACCCACCUGAAGGCAAGGCAGCAGCAAACGAGAAGGCAAACAAGCCCAUUUCGAAAACGAGCGGGCCGGACAUCCUGGCCCAAUUGAGAGAGCCUGUAACAUAUGCAAGGCCCAUUACAAAUUACGGGAGCGUGAGGCCCUUCGCUAAAGUGGAUUUUGCGGCCCACCCGAAAGUGGCGUACCCGUACGGAAACGGGUCCGUUGUAUCGGAGUCUGAAGUGGGGCCGUCGGCUUCGGAGGUGGCCGCGGCGGUGGCAGAGGGUAUGUACCCGGUGGCUCAUGGGCGGAAUUUGGACAAGUGGAGCUUGGACGGAAGCGUGGAAGGGCUGAGGUCGAAGCUGGAGAGAUGGCGGACGGAGCUGCCUCCGGUGUACGACAAGGGGGAAUUCGAGAGCUAUCCGUCAAGCGACAAGGGCGGCGGCGGAGGCGGAGGCGGAAGCAGCCGGCGUGCGAGGCGGCACAGCGACGGCGGCGGGGGUUUGUUCUCGUGCUUUGGGAACGUAUAUGGGUACGAGUGCUCUUGCAGCUGUGGGCGGCCCACGGGGCCAAAGAAGAGCGGUAGUGGAAGGAUGCAUCCCCCCGCCUCCUCUAUUGUUACUGAAUCGUACAUUUGA
Molecule: messenger RNA, 1614 nt
Organism: Malania oleifera
Lineage: Eukaryota; Viridiplantae; Streptophyta; Magnoliopsida; Santalales; Ximeniaceae
Exons: 1
Coding region: 1-1614 (537 amino acids)
Biological process (GO): defense response
Source: RefSeq, a predicted model, not a curated record